GAAGUGUUUUCAUUACAGGCGCCACUGGUUUUAUGGGAAAAGUCUUAGUGGAGAAACUGUUGCGUUCGUGCAGUGAUGUCAAGAAUAUCUAUGUUUUGCUGCGGACUAAGAAGGGUCUGAACGCCCGCUCACGUCUCGACGAACUUCUUAACACUAAAAUAUUUGAGAAGAUUCGUGAGGAGAACCCGAAGGCACUAAACAAGAUCGUUGCCAUUCAGGGAGACAUAACACUAAACAGUUUGGGAAUAUCGGAGAGUGACUUGAAUUUGCUAACAAGUGAUGUCUCGAUUGUGUUUCAUUCGGCAGCGACUGUCAAGUUUGACGAA
Molecule: messenger RNA, 326 nt
Organism: Medioppia subpectinata
Lineage: Eukaryota; Metazoa; Arthropoda; Arachnida; Sarcoptiformes; Oppiidae
Source: the annotation of a GenBank genome assembly